UGCCGUACAGGGGGAUCAUGUUCCUGUCCAAUCCCUCAUCUCAUGGGUUGUUGAAAGAUCUUGGCAAACUUGCAGAGUUGAAAGGACGGGGUCUGAUUCUUGACCGUCACUUCGAGACGAUAAAAACACAUGUGAAGGCGGGAAACUCCGUCGCGAAGGAGCGGUGGGACGCCAUCGAGAGCGCGUGGGGGUUGAAGAAGAACGGUAUCUUCGACGAAGGACAGUGGAUCGCGCAGAUUGAUGGUGAAAUCCAGGGCAUUACCAGCAGCACCCGCCUGUCCUUGCCAUCCCAACAAGAUGCCAGCAGCGCACGAGGUGCUGCUGCACCUUCUCAGCACCCACCUGCUGCUGCAGCGGGUACCGCGAGGAGGAAGGUGGAACGAGAGAAGCACGCCAGGGAGAGAGCUGCCAAAGGUACUUUAGGCGGCAGCAUCUGCAACGCGUUUUCGAUUGGCAGCGGACAACCGAUUGAGCGGACUCGUGGUGGAGUAAAAGAGUUCGUAUCCGGUAUCAGCUUCCCGCCUCCGGCCCCGGAGUCCCGACGAUCCUGCCCUCACUGUCCCAUGACCUUCAUGAACGAGCAAGGCCUUGGGAUCCACGUGAGAACGCAACACAGCAGUGCAACCAUGUCCAACGGCGUGCGGCUGCGGCGGAUGCUACGGAAGAAUCUCGGAGGGCGUGUCCUGCCGUGGGAAGAAGCCGGGCCUGGGCGUUGUUGGCACGUGAAGGUCGAUGAUGCGACGGGGGCGGCUUCGUUUGUCCUCCAGCGGAAGCGCUUUCUCGAUCUAGACUUGGAAAGCGACGGCUUUAUGGACCGCGAAACCAAGGAAGCUCGUGGAGCUUCCAAGCGCAGGCGAUACGACUAUAGGUUCAAAGCCAAUGCUGUCAACCAGCUGCGCAUCCUCGAGGACAACGCCGCGGACCUCUGCAAGGAAGAGGAGCGCACGCCUCUUCAGUACUUAGAGGAUCGUCUCAAGGUUCACUACAGCAACAUCGUGAAGUGGGCCAAGGACGAGAAGGCCAUAGUCGCGGCGGCAGCAGACGACGUGAAGAAGAGCCUCCUCGCCAAGCAGCAGCCUAAGCGGUGGUUUCCUGAGGCAGAAAAGAGGCUUUACAAGAUGUUCGUGGAGCAGUGUAAGGGGAAGCUGAAGGUAUCGACCCUGUGGCUGACGAUCACGUUCCGGGAGCUCGUGGGAGAGAUGUAUCCCGGGGACCAACGGGCGGCGGCGUUCCGCGCAUCCUUCAGGUGGGCACGAAAUUGGGCCAAGAGGCGCAACCUGUCCAAAAGACGUCGGACCAACCUCAAAUUCAAGUCUGUUGAGGAGCGUCUACCAAAGAUCAGGCGCUUCCACCGACUGUUUCGCAAGUUCCUGCAAGAGCCGGUACGGUACAGGACGCCCGAUGAAUCAGACGUAUCGGCGAUUACGACGGUCGCAGAGAGGGAGUCCAGAGUUUCCAAGUAUGGCCAUUUCCAGCUCUGGGAGCGUUGGAAUGUGGAUCAAGUGCCUUUGGCAUUCGUAAACGGGCUGCUCGAUACGUGGAAGGAGCGAGGUGCGAAGCAUGUCGCCAUCUCACAGCUCUUUCCUGGCCUAGAGAAAAGGCAGUGCACCAUGCAAGUCAUCUUUGGUCCGGGUGAGAAGGGCUUGCGAAUUUCGGUGAUUUUCCGAGGCACGGGGAAGCGGAUCUCGCCGGUGAAGAAGGCCGCGUACCACAAGGACGUGGACGUGUUUUCCCAGGAGAAUGGAGUGGGCCGACCAAAGUUCUGUAUGGAGUGGGCUAAGAGGUCCUACCGCGAAGGACUGAUGCGUGGGCGGGUUGACAGCCGCCAACAAAGUACNGGCUUGCGAAUUUCGGUGAUUUUCCGAGGCACGGGGAAGCGGAUCUCGCCGGUGAAGAAGGCCGCGUACCACAAGGACGUGGACGUGUUUUCCCAGGAGAAUGGAGUGGGCCGACCAAAGUUCUGUAUGGAGUGGGCUAAGAGGUCCUACCGCGAAGGACUGAUGCGUGGGCGGGGUGAGCUUCCCAAGGCGAGGUCCAUUCUUAUCAUGGACAACUUGCACGCGCCGACGACGGACGAGUUCAAGGAGUAUCUUGCAAUGGACCUCGCUCAAAANAAGAAGGCCGCGUACCACAAGGACGUGGACGUGUUUUCCCAGGAGAAUGGAGUGGGCCGACCAAAGUUCUGUAUGGAGUGGGCUAAGAGGUCCUACCGCGAAGGACUGAUGCGUGGGCGGGGUGAGCUUCCCAAGGCGAGGUCCAUUCUUAUCAUGGACAACUUGCACGCGCCGACGACGGACGAGUUCAAGGAGUAUCUUGCAAUGGAGUGCAACACUCUCGCCUGGUAUGGCCCUUCGGAGUGCACGGACGAGGUGCAGCCAGUUGAUGCAGGAGCCGGACGAGUUAUCAAGGUGGAAGCUGGGAGGCAGAUGGACAUGUGGCUCGAGCAGUCGGACAACCUCGAGAGGUGGGAAACCGCGGCGCUGACAGCUUCUGAUCGGCGGGAACUGAUCACUCAGCGGAUUGGAGCGGCCAUUGCAAGACUCAACAGCCAACAGGCGUUCCGCUUCCGCCUUUUCGAAAAGUGCAGGAUGGCCAUGACUGUGGACGGCUCAGGCGAUGAUCGGAUCACCGUGGAGGGUUUGGACAAGCCGUACACCUUCGCAAACGAUGAAGACUGUAGCGAGGACGAAGAAGGUUUGGAGAACGGCAGCGAUGAGCCUGAGGGGCGGGGGAAGGAGGGCGAUGGACGUGAGACGGUCGUGGAGGGCGCUGAUUCCAGCGAUGAUGAAGACGACGGCGGCACGUCUCAAACCCAGACCGAUGAGCUAGCUCUUAUCGACGACGACGACAGCAUGGACCCACAAGACCCGGAGGACGAGACACAAGGAAUGGAGAUCCCGACAGGCUUUCGCAUUCAAGAAGUUCAACCCGUUGCUCUUGACAGAUUGCUUUUGCGACGUGGAGUGCUCGUUAGGCUGGGGAUGGGGUGGUUUUGAGGGUUGAUCAAUCAACUAUCUCAGCAGGACACUCGCCACCUGUACCACUACUGUGUGCAGCUGGAG
Ectocarpus sp. CCAP 1310/34 is the source of this 3062-nucleotide messenger RNA. Lineage: Eukaryota; Phaeophyceae; Ectocarpales; Ectocarpaceae. The record is from the annotation of a GenBank genome assembly.